AUGCCUAAUGUGGCUACGCCACAUCGCUUUAAGCGUGGUGCUGUUAAACUAGCUGAUAGCCCCUAUCCAAAUAAAAAAAUUUGUUUUGAUUUGGCUUUCAAGUCCUUUGCUUUAAAGGUUCCGGACGAUUGGAUUAUUCCAGACGUCAACACAGAAUUUCUGGAACGUAACUCUUGCCCGGAAGCAUUGAAGCAGGUGAAGGAAACUGAUCUGGUUAUUUGGGUGGAUCCACUGGACGGAACGGGCGAGUAUACGGAGGGUUUUCUGGAAGGAGUUAUGGUGCUCAUUGGCAUAGCGGUCAAUGAUCGAGCCGUGGGAGGUGUAAUUCAUCAGCCCUAUUUUAAGGCCGAUACGGGUGAGCUGGGUCGGACAAUUUGGGGAGUACAAGGAAUUGGUACCGGUAGAUUUACACCUAAACGCCCUCCAACCGAUCGGUUCAUAGUGACCACAACUAGAUCCCAUUCCACUGCAGUAGUUCAAGCUGCUUUAGAUGCUUUAUCGCCGGACGGUAUUCUUAAAGUGGGUGGAGCUGGGUAUAAAGUGUUACAGCUCCUGGAAGGAAAUGCUCAUGCACAUGUUUUCGCAAGUGCUGGUUGCAAAAAGUGGGAUACCUGCGCUCCGGAGGCAGUACUCGAGGCUCAAGGUGGAACGUUGACAGACAUUCUGGGAAGGCAUUAUCGCUACGGGAAGGAUGUACGAUUUCCGAAUGCUUGUGGCGUACUAGGAUCUGCCAGUGGCAUUGCUCACAAAGACAUACUAGCCAAGUUGCCGGACAGUGUGAAACAAGCGAUGAACAAAACAGAAUAGAUGACUUGUUCUAAUAAAGGUUCUAGUACAAUUAA
Topomyia yanbarensis is the source of this 842-nucleotide messenger RNA. Its product is annotated as 3'(2'),5'-bisphosphate nucleotidase 1-like. The record is from RefSeq and is a predicted model, not a curated record. Gene Ontology annotation, molecular function: 3'(2'),5'-bisphosphate nucleotidase activity. Gene Ontology annotation, biological process: phosphatidylinositol phosphate biosynthetic process. The transcript is spliced from 3 exons. Bases 1 to 807 code for a protein of 268 amino acids. NCBI's taxonomy places the organism in Eukaryota, Metazoa, Arthropoda, Insecta, Diptera, Culicidae.